UACACGACCAAUGUAUGGCACUGGUCACGUGAAUAAAAAUAUACAAUAAAACACGCGCCGCUGGGACUAUUUUUGUUGGUCUCCUUUCACUCACUCCCCAGAAACCCAGACCACAAGGAUGAGCGCGCCGCAAGGACAGACGAAGGAGGAGGAGCAAGUGGAGCUCUUCAAGAUGAAGAAGCUCAUCAAGAGCCUUCAGAAUGCCCGAGGGAACGGGACUAGCAUGAUCUCGCUCGUGAUCCCGCCAAAGGACCAAAUUUCCCGCGUCGCCAAGAUGUUGUCGGACGAAUACGGCACGGCGUCGAACAUCAAGUCCCGCGUGAACCGUUUGUCGGUGCUUGGCGCCAUCACGUCGACCCAGCAACGCCUCAAGUUGUACACCAAGUGUCCUCCGAACGGACUCGUCAUGUAUUGCGGCACGUGCAUGACCGAAGACGGCAAGGAAAAGCGUCUCAACUUUGACUUUGAGCCGUUCAAGCCGAUCAACACGUCGUUGUACAUGUGCGACAACAAAUUUCACACGGAAGCAUUGGGCGAGCUGUUGCAAGACAACGACCGGUUCGGGUUUAUCAUCAUGGACGGUAACGGCGCGUUGUACGGCACGGUGGCCGGGAACUCGCGCGAGAUCCUGCACAAGUUCAGCGUGGACUUGCCCAAGAAGCACGGGCGUGGUGGUCAGUCCGCCAUGCGUUUCGGGCGCAUUCGGUUGGAGAAGCGACAGCACUACGUGCGCAAGGUAGCGGAGACCGCGACGCUGAUGUUUAUCACCAACGACCGCCCGAACGUGACCAACAUCGUGCUGGCGGGGUCGGCCGAUUUCAAGAACGAGCUGAACCAGAGCGACAUUUUCGACAAGCGGCUGCAAGAGAUCGUGGUCAAGAUCGUGGACGUGUCGUACGGGGGCGAGAACGGGUUCAACCAGGCGAUCGAACUGGCGGCAGACACGCUGUCCAACGUCAAGUUUGUGCAGGAGAAGAAGCUCAUCUGCAAGUACAUGGAGGAGAUUGCGAUGGACUCGGGCAAGUACUGCUUUGGGGUGACGGACACGUGGAAAGCGCUCGAGCUGGGCGCGGUGGAGACGCUCAUCUUGUGGGAGGACCUGCCGCACCACCGCAUCACGAUGCGCAACAACCAGACCGGCGUCGAAGUGCACAAGGUGCUCAGUCCGCCAGAGGAGAAGGUCGCCGCCAACUUUGUGGACGCCGAGACGGGCGAGACGCUCGAGGUGCUGGAGAAGGAGCCGCUCGUCGAGUGGUUUGCGAACAACUACAAGCAGUUUGGGACCACGCUUGAGUUUGUCACGGCGCGGUCCCAGGAAGGGUCGCAGUUCUGCCAAGGAUUCGGCGGCAUCGGCGGCAUCCUGCGAUGGCAGGUGGACUUUAUGGAGCUCGAGUACAAUGGCGAAAGCGACGACGACUUUGACGAUGACGACUUUAUCUAAGCAACCGCCUGUUUGUCUCGACGAUCGAUUUGGACGGCGGCGCGUCCAUGAUGGAUGGGUCGAGAUAAUAUAAAGAGGUUUAUGGAACGAAAUUGUGAAUGAAUGAUGCUCUUGGGUA
This is a messenger RNA of Aphanomyces astaci, 1559 nucleotides long. Its product is annotated as peptide chain release factor 1, archaeal and eukaryotic forms. Gene Ontology annotation, cellular component: cytosol; translation release factor complex. Lineage: Eukaryota; Oomycota; Saprolegniomycetes; Saprolegniales; Verrucalvaceae. The transcript has 2 exons. Gene Ontology annotation, biological process: cytoplasmic translational termination. Bases 119 to 1441 code for a protein of 440 amino acids. The record is from RefSeq and is a predicted model, not a curated record. Gene Ontology annotation, molecular function: sequence-specific mRNA binding; translation release factor activity, codon specific.